Molecule: messenger RNA, 1643 nt
Organism: Solanum tuberosum (potato)
Lineage: Eukaryota; Viridiplantae; Streptophyta; Magnoliopsida; Solanales; Solanaceae
Product: chlorophyll a-b binding protein P4, chloroplastic
Exons: 6
Coding region: 406-1206 (266 amino acids)
Biological process (GO): photosynthesis, light harvesting
Cellular component (GO): membrane
Source: RefSeq, a predicted model, not a curated record
AAAAAAAAUUGUGGCCAUAUCAUGUCAUCUUCCCAUAUAGAUAAUCUGGCCUUUGGAGUUUUGCUCCAAUUAAUUUAAGUAGUGAAUGUUUAUUGCAAAUAAUUUUCAAUGACGAACCCAUUUUAGGUAGGUGAUAGCUUUUGAGCACGCAUCAUUCAUAGCUAUCUAAUAUACAUCCACUCAUCCAGUUGUUGGAAGGAAGAACAAACUAGCUCAUCCAAACACCUUGAGCAAAGAUUAUUUCAACAAACUUGUGGUGGAUGAAUUAAAAAAGAGAUAAGUGGGGUGGGGACCCCUCCUAUCUUAUUUGUAACGCCACAAAGCCAAGUUUUGGAUAUCAUUUGUAGAAUGGGCCGUUGCUUAUUCACCCAUUACCAAUUGAGUUUGCUUGUUGAGUGGUGAUAUAUGGAGAUUGCAGUGGGUAGAGGUUUCCAAGUUUUGACAUUGUCGGGUUCAUCUUUUCAUGGAAAGAGUAUACGUAAAACUUGUGUAUCUCUAAAAGGCUUUAAUUGGACUAGUGCUAGAAAAGGACAUUCUCUAACACCAUGCACAACUCUGGUUCAAGCUCACCAAAGGCCAACAUGGCUUCCUGGUCUUGACCCUCCGCCUCAUCUUGAUGGAACUCUUGCUGGAGAUUUUGGUUUUGAUCCACUAGGACUUGGAGAGGAUCCUGAAAGUUUGAGAUGGUAUGUACAAGCAGAACUUGUUCAUGCCCGCUUCGCCAUGGCUGGGGUUGCUGGAAUUCUUUUAACUGAUUUGCUUCGUGUCACUGGAAUAAGGGAUUUGCCAGUGUGGUAUGAAGCAGGAGCUACAAAAUUCAACUUUGCCAGCACAACAACUCUGCUCAUCAUUCAACUAUUAUUGAUGGGGUUCGUUGAAACAAAAAGGUACAUGGAUUUUCUUGAUCCUGGCUCUCAAGCAAAACCUGGAUCCUUUUUUGGACUAGAAGCUGCACUGGAAGGCCUUGAACCAGGGUAUCCAGGUGGCCCUUUAUUGAAUCCUCUUGGAAUUGGAAAAGAUAUCAAGAAUGCUAAAGACUGGAAACUGAAAGAGAUUAAAAACGGACGCCUAGCUAUGGUGGCUAUGCUUGGUAUUUUCGUUCAGUCUUCUGUUACUCAUGUUGGUCCUAUUGACAAUCUGAUCGAGCAUCUCUCCAAUCCAUGGCACAAAACCAUUCUUCAAACCAUUGCUGGAUCGAGUUCUUGAUUAUUGGAGUUUGUUGAAAACAUGGCAUACUUAAAUGUUUUCAUUCAAAGGCCACUCAGUAAAGCAAGCAACCUUGUAUAAGAAACUUAUGUGUAUUUCAAUCAUGUCCUUCCAUUUCUGACUGACUAUAUAAUACUAGGACAUAUAGAGAACAGUUGUCAAUGAAGGAAAUUAUACGGUAUCAUAUGGUUUCUACAAAAAGAUCAAAUGACAGGUUAUUUGAGGAUGAUCUUUAGGCCACACCAAGUAAUAAUCUUACCUGCACCAGGUUUUGCGCCAAAUCGGUGAAUGCAAUGCACAUGUCAUGCAUAUAACGUUUUACUGUUAAGGUUAAAUUCCUUGGUUUGGUGUAAAGUGUAAACAUGGAGAUCAGGUAAGUAUUUUUCUGACAAUGAGUGUAUAAGUGCUUUAAAUAACUUAUGCAUCUUCUACCCAAC